Molecule: messenger RNA, 1053 nt
Organism: Cantharellus anzutake
Lineage: Eukaryota; Fungi; Basidiomycota; Agaricomycetes; Cantharellales; Hydnaceae
Exons: 13
Coding region: 41-1048 (335 amino acids)
Biological process (GO): ergosterol biosynthetic process
Molecular function (GO): cytochrome-b5 reductase activity, acting on NAD(P)H
Source: RefSeq, a predicted model, not a curated record
UCUCACGAUUGGGACGCUAGCACGGUAGCGGAUCUGAACCAUGUUUCGCGCUCAAAUUUUGUCGGGUGCUGGAAGAGUCCUUGUCAGCCCUGCCCGGAUGCCCAUCUCUGCUACCUCCAGACAACUAUCCACCCAAAACCAAGGCAAGCCUCUUGGUAAUGCUCCGCUGUAUCUCUCGCUUGCUGGUUUGGCUGGACUCUCUUACUACGUCUACGGCGAGUCCAAACAGAAAUCACCUUCUCAGAAGGAUACACCCCAACUUGUUGGAGCACUAAGCAAAGACGAAUUCGUGGAUUUUUCGUUGAAGCGGAUCGAGCCUUAUAAUCACAAUACGGCUAAAUUCACCUUUGCAUUGCCCGAGAAUUCGGCAUCGCUGUUGCCCGUCGCAGCUUGCAUCCUUGUGAACGCCAAAGAAGCUGGCCCCAAAGAUGACAAAGGGAAUCCCAUCAUAAGACCAUACACUCCUAUUUCCCCAUCUGAUACUCGAGGAGAGAUCCAGUUAUUGGUCAAGAAGUAUGACACUGGGAAGUUGACUCCUUUUAUCUUCCGCAUGAAGCCUGGAGACAAGCUCGGGUUUAAGGGUCCGAUUCCCAAGAUCCCAUACGAAGCCAACAAAUGGGAUGAGGUCGCCAUGAUUUCGGGCGGCUCUGGAAUAACGCCGAUGUAUCAGAUCUUGAAUCAUGCCUUACACCUCAAGGAUGAUAAGACAAAGUUUACCCUGAUUUUCGCCAACGUAUCCCCUGCGGACAUUCUUCUUCGUGAGGAUCUUGACUCCUUCAAGAAGCAGCACCCAGACAGGUUCAACGUUGUCUAUGUUGUGGACAAGGCGGAGGGAAACUGGACCGGGCCUACUGGGCAUGUUAAUGCGGAUCUCAUUCGAAAGCAUGUCCCUCCACCUUCAGCCGGGGAGAAAGUCAAAAUAUUGAUCUGCGGGCCUCCCGGUCAGGUUAAAGCCAUCUCCGGACCGAAGGAGGGUAUGAAGCAGGGAAGACUCGACGGCACACUCAAAGAAUUGGGAUAUACCCAAGACCAGGUCUUUAAAUUCUGACACAC